Molecule: messenger RNA, 600 nt
Organism: Haliotis rubra (blacklip abalone)
Lineage: Eukaryota; Metazoa; Mollusca; Gastropoda; Lepetellida; Haliotidae
Product: C-type lectin lectoxin-Phi1-like
Exons: 4
Coding region: 1-600 (199 amino acids)
Source: RefSeq, a predicted model, not a curated record
AUGCUUUGUCAACAAAAUGGAUCCCUCAACAACUAUGGGGCUGCAGAGUGCCAAAUUGGCAGAGCUUUGGCUACUGUUGGAUCUGACUGUGAACUGGAUGUGGACUGCAUGUCACUGUCCCAUGCCCACUGCCACGAGGGUUCCUGUUGGUGUGACGUUGGACAUCGCCUUGACGGAAACACGUGUCGCAAUCACAUAGGGCUAUGUGCAUCCACACCUGGCUACACAUGGGAUGUUGGCACUGACAUGUGCUACAGGAUUGUAACAAACGUACCAAAGAACUGGGCUGAUGCUGAGGGAAGCUGCUCCAUCAACCAGGGACAUCUAAUCAAACUGGACACCGCCAGCAAAAAUGACAAACUGAGAGCUCUUCUGAAUGACAAAUCCUUAAAUGCAUUUUGGAUAGGAGCCCGAGUUAUGCCUGAUGCCGAGACAUGGCGUUGGCAUGACAACACCGCCAUCAUGCCGAUGCAGUGGGGAACCGGAGAGCCCAGUGGAGAUGGGAAGUGCAUGGACCUUUUGAGGAACCAGGCAUACAAGUGGAAUGAUGAAGACUGCAGAAGAAAGCAAAAUUACAUUUGUGAAAUUCCACUGAACUGA